CCGGACGUCGCGCACGCACACCCGGGAAAGGCUUCCGCCGCGGCGUCGAAACGGCCGCGGUUGCAGGCGGGCUCAGGCGCAGCUCGGUUGGGAAGAGGGCCAAGCCAGGCGGUGAGACGGCCCGGGGCCAGCACGCGCGGCCGCUGAGCGCAGCCCCCAGUUCCAACGCCCGCCGUGACCCCCGCAUCCCCGCCGCAAUCCAUCCUCGCCGCAAGGCACAGUCGCGGACGGCUUGGCCCGCGCGUCGACCCCGGAGCGCCCCGACGGACGCAAACUUCUCCUCUCCCCGCGAUGGGUGCUGGCAGUUCCGGGCAGCCGUGGUGGCCGCCGCUGCUGCUACUGCUGCUGCUCCUCGGGCCCGCGGGCGCCCGCGCGCAGGAGGACGAGGACGGCGACUACGAGGAACUGGUGCUCGGCUUCAGGUCGGAGGAGGACAUUCUGGCUGACACAGCCCAGCACGCGGCCACCGCCACCUUCCACCGCUGUGCCAAGGACGCCUGGAGGUUGCCAGGCACCUACAUGGUGGUGCUGAAGGAGGGGACCCACCGCUCGCAGGCAGAGCGCACUGCCCGCCACCUGCAGGCCCAGGCCGCCCGCCGGGGCUACCUCACCAAGAUCCUGCACGUCUUCCAUGACCUCCUCCCCGGCCUCCUCGUGAAGAUGAGCAGCGACCUGCUGGAGCUGGCCCUGAAGUUGCCCCACGUCCAGUACAUCGAGGAGGACUCCUUCGUCUUUGCGCAGAGCAUCCCGUGGAACCUGGAGCGGAUUCUCCCUGCGCGGCGCCAGGUGGAUGAACGCCACACCCCCAGAUUAUUCUUUCCUCUCGAACAAACCACGCCUUGGAAAAACGGAGACGGCCUGGUGGAGGUGUAUCUCUUAGACACCAGCAUCCAAAGUGGCCACCGGGAAAUCGAGGGCAGGGUCACUGUCACUGACUUUGAGAACGUGCCCGAGGAGGAUGGGACACGCUUCCACAGACAGGCGAACAAGUGUGACAGCCACGGCACCCACCUGGCCGGGGUGGUCAGCGGCCGGGAUGCCGGCGUGGCCAAGGGCGCCAGCCUGCGCAGCCUGCGUGUGCUCAAUUGCCAAGGGAAGGGCACAGUGAGCAGCACCCUCACAGGCCUGGAGUUCAUUUGGAAAAGCCAGCGCCAGCCCUCAGGGCGGUUGGUGGUGUUGCUGCCCCUGGUGGGCGGCUACAGCCGGGCCCUCAAUGCCGCUUGCCAGCGCCGCAGGAACGGGGCAGUGCUGGUGGCCGCUGCUGGCAACUUCCGGGACGACGCCUGCCUCUACUCUCCGGCGUCAUCUCCCGAGGUCAUUACCGUUGGGGCCACCAAUGCCCAGGACCAGCCGGUGACCCUAGGGGUCCUGGGGACCAACUUUGGCCGCUGCGUGGACCUCUUUGCCCCAGGUGAUGACAUCAUUGGUGCCUCCAGCGACUGCAGCACUUGCUUCACGUCACAGAGUGGGACGUCACAGGCUGCCGCCCAUGUGGCUGGAAUUGUGACCAUGAUGCUGACGGCUGAGCCGGAGCUCACCCUGGCUGAGCUGAGGCAGAGGCUGAUCCGUUUCUCUGCCAAAGAUGUCAUCAAUGAGGCCUGGUUCCCUGAGGACCAGCGGGGGCUGACCCCCAACCUGGUGGCCACACUGCCCCCCAGCAGCCAUGGAGCAGGUGGGCAGCUGUUCUGCAGGACCGUGUGGUCGGCACACUCGGGGCCCACGAGGACCGCCACGGCCGAGGCCCACUGCGCCGCCCCCGAGGAGCUGCUGGGCUGCUCCAGCUUCUCCGGGAGCGGGAGGCGGCGGGGCGAACGCAUUGAGGUCCGAGGGAGCAGGCGUGUCUGCCUGGCCUACAACGCGUUUGGGGGUGAGGGCGUCUACGCCGUUGCCAGGUGCUGCCUGCUGCCCCGGGCCAACUGUAGCAUCCACAUGGCUCCACCAGCCGGGGCUGGUGUGCAGACCCGUGCCCGCUGUCACCAGCAGAGCCACGUCCUCACAGGUUGCAGCUCCCACUGGGAGGUGGAGGACUCUGGCCCCCGCAGGCGGCCUGUGCCGAGGCCUCAGGGUCAGCCCGACCAGUGUGUGGGCCACGAGAAGGCCAGUGUCCACGCUUCCUGCUGCCAUGCGCCGGGUCUGGAGUGCAAAGUCAGGGAGCACGGGAUCCCAGGCCCUGCAGAGAAGGUCACCGUGGACUGCGAGGAGGGCUGGACACUGACCAGCUGCGGGGCCCGCCCCGGGGCCUCCCACACCCUGGGGGCCUACGCGAUGGACAACACGUGUGUGGUUCGGGGCCAGGAUGUCAGGGCAGGAGGCAGGACCAGCGAGGAGACCGCCACAGCCAUGGCCAUCUGCUGCAGGCGCCGGCCCUCGGGGGAGGAGGCCUCCCAGGAGUCCCAGUGACAGCCCGGCCCAGGGCGCGAGCCUGGGGAAGGGGUCCAGGCCUGGGGGCUGUGGUCCAGGCCUCGGCUGAGCUUCGAAGCAGUUCCUCCCUCCCUCUUCCUCAGUGCUCUUCAGCUUGGGCCCCGGGGACAGGGGAGCGCUGUCCUCCUAAGCUCUGGUGCUGGCCCUCAGGGUGUCCUGGCUCCCGGCCUGGAUCACCCCUCCCCAGGCCUGAGCUGAGUACGAGGCUGAGUGGCCAGGGUUGCAGGUGUCCACCUGCUGCCAUUAAGGCAGGUCAGGCUGUGCUCUGCUUCCUGCCAGCCACUCCUGGGGCCGAUGCUGUGGGCGGAGUUACCUUCUAUUGAGCUCCUGCUUCAGGUCAGGCGGUCAGCGGAUCCCCAGGCAUCCGUGAAGGGGGUGGUCAGCCCUCCAUGGGAAGGCAGGCAGGCACUCGAGGGCUAGAAGGGGCCAAAUAUGGGUUGGGGCAGUGAAAGGUGGAGAUGGCCCCUCAUCUCCUGUCCACCUUGGGGAGGCUCUGUUGGGCUCCCUGGUUAGUGGAGGAUCAAUUUUCCAUGCCUCUGGGGGUGCAGGGGGUACUGACAGGGGGUGACACUUCCCCAGAUGUGGCCAAUGUUUCAAAAUGUCCAAAGGGCUUCUCCAGUUACAUUCUCACAGGUUUCAGAGCAGCCCUGGGGCAAAGGCAGGGCUUUUUUUUUUUUUUUUUUUUUGUCUCUUUAGGGCCAUGCCCAUGGCAUAUGGAGGUUCUCAGGCUCGGGGGUCUGAGAAUCGGAGCUAUAGCUGCCAGGCUACGCUAGAGGCCACAGCAACACAGGAUCUGAGCCGUGUCUGCGAUCUACACCACAGCUCAUGGGAAUGCUGGAUCCUUAACCCACUGAAUGAGGCCAGGGAUCGAACCUGCAUCCUCAUGGUUACUAGUCAGAUUCAUUUCUGCUGAGCCACAAUGGGAACUCCAGGCCUCUUCUACCCAUUGGGUAGAUGAGGAGGUCGAGGCUAGAAGCAUGAGCCCAGGGUCCGCUGCCAAGACUCCUCGGUUGAAGUCCUUGCUUUCUCUAGAGAGAUGGCCGUCAGUUUGGGGAUCACCAGGGGCCCUCCCAGUCCUGCCGUUAGGACUCACCUCCUGAAGACAGCCUUUGUUGAGAACAUUCCUAGCUCUUGUACCCACCCCUUGAGCCACCAGCCGCAGCAUGACAGAUGCAGCCAGACGUGUCCCAGGUGAUCACGGGGCUGUGCCUCUGUUUCUCCCAGUUGCCCUCAACUUGCUCUGGCUCAGGCUUGGCAGUCCCCCCACAUCAGCCUGCAGGGGGACAUCACCCCAGGGCUGGCCCCUUCAGUUUGCAGUGGCGGGCCACCUGGUCCAUCCACCCUCUUACCCAGUCCUCCUCCUGCACAGGACACCCUGUCGCCCCCUACCCUAGGAAGAAACUGGGAACCAGAGAUAGGGUGGGUGCCUGCCAAGCUCACACGGCCGGGAAGCAGAGGGGUACCGGGGUAUAAGCCCAGAUUUGUCUCUAAAGCUAGGCCUCUUUUUACUGCACCAGCUUGGCAUCCCAUCUAUGUAAGUUAACAGAGGCUCAGAAGGGGGCACACAGACCUGGGUAGCACUGUGAGCGAGGACAGAGCACUGGGCAAAAGGCACGGGCCGAUGCGGUGGGACCCCAGCGGACAGGCCUUUGGAGGGAUGGAGGGGGAAGGGGGGCCCAACUCUCCCUCCUCGAGCUCCCCCACCCCACCCCAUCCCCACCCAAGCAAACAAACAAGCAUGCAUUCAUUUCUGGGUCUGGUGUUUGCCAACAGCUGAUGCCUUUUCACAGUUCGAAGCUUUUCUAGACCUGUUUUGCUUUUGUAACUUGAAGAUAUUUAUUCUGGGUUUUGUAGCCUUUUUAUUACAUGGUGACUUUGAAAAAUAAAAACAACUUUGUCCAUGA
Molecule: messenger RNA, 4325 nt
Organism: Sus scrofa (pig)
Lineage: Eukaryota; Metazoa; Chordata; Mammalia; Artiodactyla; Suidae
Gene: PCSK9
Product: proprotein convertase subtilisin/kexin type 9
Biological process (GO): proteolysis
Molecular function (GO): serine-type endopeptidase activity
Source: RefSeq, a predicted model, not a curated record